UCCCUCUCUCUCUCUCCCUCGCUCUCUCCUUUGCUGAAUCUUAUUGAUCCAGAAGGUGGCUAAUUAGCCCUUCCCGUCGUGCCUGUGUAAUGAAGCACAUGCGCACUGAAUUAAUCACAGCCAUUUUUUGCAGGAAACUAAUUAGCAGGAAUAAAGAUCCAAAGAGUUUUUUUCUUUUCAAUCAUCAGAUCUCACUUUCACCUCUUCCUCUCUCCCUCUAACACAAGACACAUCGCCUGCUUUGCAUCCAAAUUAUUUUUAUAUAGCCUUUACAACUAAAACUUCGGUUUUUUUACACUCCGCAACAACAAUGAUCUUUCUUUUACCAUCCUAAAUGCAAACUGACCAAAAGGGACUGCCUUGAUGGGAUCUUUAGCCAAACCGUCUCUAUACUGGAUUAAAAAGCGAGGAUCACAAAGCGGCUGCAAAAAAAUUGCCUGGAUGCGAUGAGCGCCUCAUGCGGGCAUCAGCAUGGAACGCUGUGAGUCUCCCGCCGUUUCUGGGACUGACGAUGGGCUCGCCUCCGCCUCCCAGCCGCCGCCGCCGCCGCCGCAGGACCGCCCCGACGCACAGGCCCCUCCCCCCAGCGGCCAGGCCCCUCCCCCGGAGCCCCUGUCGCCGUCCGCGCCCUACCCCGCCCGCCUCCAGGCCGCCCGCGCCACGCCCCACCGUGAGGGCGUGAGGACCCGGACCCCGCCCUCCUUCGCCCCCGGCGACGGCGACGGCCCCCGGCGACAGAAGACCAGGCGGGAGGGGCUGGAGGAGAAGGAGGCGGAGGAGGAGGAGGACGUCGAGAAGGCGGUAGAGGAGGAGGAAGGGGGCAGCUGCGGAGAGGAGGAGGAAGAGGAAGAAGAGGAGGAGGAGGAGGAUGAAGACUUGGACGACUUGGACGGGAUGGAGAUGGACAGCUGCUUCCCGAGCCUGCAGCCCUUCACGGGGCUGCCCCUGGCCCCGGGGGGCGGGGCCAUGCCCACCCUCCUGCGGCAGCAGCGGGUACGACGGGCGGCGCUCGCCGAGAGCGGGGGCGAGGACGGAGAGGAGGAAGAGGAGGAGGACGAGGUGGAGGAAGAGGAGGAGGACGAGAACGAGGACAGCGCCGACGUGGAGAACCUGGCCGGAGAGAUCGUCUACCAGCCGGACGGCUCGGCCUACAUCGUGGAGAGCCUCAGUCAGCUCAUCCAAAGCGGGGGGGGCUCGGCUCCCGGGCUGCUCCCCCAAAACUCCCUCCCCGCCUCGGGCAGGACGGGCGACCCCGCCGGGAACUCCUCCUCCUCCUCCUCCUCCUCAUCCUCUUCCUCUUCCUCGGUGUACCCCCAGAUCAUCAACACGUUCCACAUAGCCUCCUCCUUCAGGAAGUGGUUCGGCCCCUCAGACCAAGGUUUCCCCAAUACCUCAGCCCUGGCAGGCCCCAGCCCUGUCCUGCACAGUUUCCGCGUCUUCGACGUGCGGCACAAGAGCAACAAGGAUUACCUGAACAGCGACGGGUCUGCCAAGAGGUCCUGCGUAUCCAAAGAUGUUCCCAACAACGUGGAUUUCUCCAAAUUCGACGGGCUGGCCCUCUACGGCAAGGGCAAGCCCAUCCUCAUGUGUUUCCUGUGCAAGCUGUCCUUCGGCUUCGCCCGCUCCUUCGCCACCCACGCCGUGCACGACCACCGCAUGACCCUGAGCGAGGAGGAGCGCCGUCUCCUGGGCAACGGGCACGCCUCCGCCAUCAUCCAGGGCAUCGGGAAGGACAAGGAGCCCCUCAUCAGCUUCCUGGAACCAAAAAACAAGAGCUCCCCCGCCCCGCCCGCCCCCCCGCCCCUCGGCUCGGGGCAGAGCUUCUACGGGACGUUCAGCGGCGUGCACCUGGACGCGGGGGCCGGGGACGGGGGCGGCGGCGGAGGAGGGGGGGGAGGAGGAGAGAGGAACGAGUCCCUCUCAAGCAAAGACUCAGAUUCGGGCUCCCAGCCGGGACCCCUGGGCUCCCUCCUGACUGUGGGGGGGUCGCCCUCCCGAAGCUCAGCCCCGGGCCCUGCCAAAGACUCCAGUACCCUGUCCCAGCAGGGAGGGAGAGCAGAGGGGCCCGCGGGCGCUGAGGGCCCCCGCGUGGGGGACAGCCCGGAGCGGACCGGGCUGGGGGACGUGGCCAAGGAGCUCUCGCCCCGAGCGGGGGUGGGCUCGGAGGCAGAGGAAGAACUGUUACUGGAGGAGGAGGAGGAGGAGGAGGAAGACGACGAUGAAGAAGAAGAAGGUGGCGCCGCGGCGUUGGUGGCCCGCGGCGACGGAGAUGGGGGGGAAGCGGCCGUCUCAAACCAAAGCAUUUCCAAAUCUCCUUUAUCAGCGCCCGGUGCUCUCCGGCCUCCCGCCAGCCCCGCCCCCACCCCCACCCCCACCCCGCCCUUCGCCCCCGCCCUGCCGUCGGAAGGGGGGGCGGGCGCGGAUGGCGGGGGCCGGAGCGCUGAGCUCCCUCUGAGCUUUAACUGCCAGGGGCCCGGGGUCCCCACGGCAACCUUGGCGGGGGCGGCGUCCGCCGAAAGAGGGGGCGGGGACAACGACGAUGACGACGACGCCGAAGGGCCCCGCCCGGCCUGCGCCUCCAGCGGCUCCUCCCCCUCCCCCGCGCCCGGCGGCGCGGCCGCCGACGAAAGUGCCAAUCGAGACAGUGCCACAGCUCCUGAACCAAACGAAGGCCCGGCCGACGGGGAGGACGAGGGCGGGGCCCUCCUGCACCACCACCACCACCUGCACCACCUCCACCACCACCACCUGCACCACCACCACCUGCACCCCUCGCCCCACGCCCACGGGCACUCGCACCCACAUCCGGGCACGCCCUGUGACCUGGCGGGGGCCGGCGAGUGCCCGCAGAGCCUGGCGGGGCUGGGGGCGGGGCUGGGGGCGGGCGCGGGCGCGGCCAGCGGCGUGGAGUGCCCCAAGUGCGACACCGUGCUGGGCUCCUCCCGCUCGCUGGGCGGUCACAUGACCAUGAUGCACUCGCGCAACUCCUGCAAGACGCUCAAGUGUCCCAAGUGCAACUGGCACUACAAGUACCAGCAGACCCUGGAGGCCCACAUGAAGGAGAAGCACCCGGACUCGGGGGGCUCCUGCGCCUACUGCAGCAGCGGCCAGAGCCACCCCCGCCUGGCCCGGGGCGAGAGCUACACCUGCGGCUACAAGCCCUUCCGCUGCGAGGUCUGCAACUACUCCACCACCACCAAGGGCAACCUGAGCAUCCACAUGCAGUCGGACAAGCACCUGAACAACAUGCAGACGCUGCAGAACGGCGGCACCGUGCCCUCCACCGACCCCGUGUUCGGCCACACCCCCGGGGGCGGGGCCAGCGCGGUGCCCGUCCCCCCCGCCGCGCAGGCCGCCGCCCACCACCCGGGCCACGGGCACGGUCACGGCCACAGCCACAGCCACGCCCACGCCCACCCGCACCCGCACCCGCACCCGCACCACCACCCCGCUGCCGCCCAGUCCGCCCCCCACUCGGGCGGGGCCUGCGGGGCCCCCUCCCCCCCCACCAAGCCAAAAAGCAAGCCCACGUGGCGCUGCGAGGUGUGCGACUACGAGACCAACGUGGCCCGCAACCUGCGCAUCCACAUGACCAGCGAGAAGCACAUGCACAACAUGAUGCUCCUGCAGCAGAACGUGACGCAGAUGCAGCACGGCCGCCUGGGCCUGGGGGGGCUGCCCCCGCCCUCCGAGGCCGAGCUCUACCAGUACUACCUGGCCCAGAACAUGAGCCUGCCGCCCGGCCUCAAGAUGGACCCCGCCUCGGCCGACGCCCAGUACCUGCUCGGGGGCUUCCACCUGGACCCCGGCAUGGCGGCCAUGGGCUCCGCCCUCGUCGGAGGGGACAUCCCCGUGGACCUGCGGCUGGGCGGCGGCCAGUUGGUGUCGGAGGAGCUGAUGACCCUGGGGGAGAGCCUGUCCCAGACCAGCGACCCCUCCCUCAAGCUCUUCCAGUGCGCCGUGUGCAACCGCUUCACCACCGACAACCUGGACGUGCUGGGCCUGCACAUGGGGGCGGAGCGCAGCCUGCCGGAGGAGGAGUGGCGGGCGGCGGCGGGCGACUCCCACCAGUGCAAGCUGUGCCGCUACACCACGCAGCUCAAGGCCAACUUCCAGCUGCACUGCAAGACCGACAAGCACGUGCAGAAGUACCAGCUGGUGGCGCACAUCAAGGAGGGGGGCAAGGGCAACGAGUGGCGCCUCAAGUGCGUCGCCAUCGGCAACCCCGUCCACCUGAAGUGCAACGCCUGCGACUACUACACCAACAGCCUGGAGAAGCUGCGGCUGCACACCGUCAACUCCCGCCACGAGGCCAGCCUCAAGCUCUACAAGCACUUGCAGCAGCACGAGAGCGCGGUGGAGGGGGAGUCCUGGUACUACCACUGCGUGCUGUGCAGCUACUCCACCAAGGCCAAGCUCAACCUGAUCCAGCACGUGCGCUCCAUGAAGCACCAGCGCGGGGAGAGCCUGCGCAAGCUGCAGCGGCUGCAGAAGGGCCUGCCCGAGGAAGAGGAGGAGCUCAGCGCCAUCUUCACCAUCCGCAAAUGCCCCUCCGCCGACACGGGAGAGCUGAGUGAGGAUGUGGAUCCCGCAUGCGAGGCCGCCGCUGACCAGGAGGGCCAAACCAAAGACAGAGAGAGUGGGGGGGAGAAGGAACCUACCAAAGGGACAGCUGUCUCCUGCCAGGCCGACAGGGAUCGGACGGAUUCCCCCCUCCCCUCCAAACGCCCUUCCUCGAGGUCGGGGGCCCCGGAGGCCCCCCAGUCCUCCAAGCGUCCCAGGACGUCGGACAAGAGCGCCGGCGAGCAGAUGUACCAGUGCCCUUACUGUAAGUACAGUAACUCAGAGCUGAACAGGCUCAGGAUGCACGUGAUGACUCAGCACUCUGUCCAGCCCAUGUACCGGUGCCCGCUGUGCCAGGACAUGCUCAACAACAAGGUGCACCUGCAGUUCCACCUCACCCACCUGCACAGCGUGGCGCCCGACUGCGUGGACAAGCUCAUCGCCACGGUGGCGGCGUCCGAGUUCCUGCCGGCGAGCAUGUUCGUGCCAGUCCCUGCCCCGGAGCGAGACGGGCAGAGCACGCCGCAGGCUGUGGGCACCGCCAGCUCCGACGACACCAGGAAACAGACAGAGAGCUCAGAGCCGGAGCCUGAGAAAGCGGCCCCGCCUCCCACCGAGGCGGCCGACGCCCGCGCGUCCCCGCCGGAGGAGCAGCCGCAGCCGAGGGACGACGGCGCCGGCUUCCCGUGCUGGAAGAAGGGGUGCGGCCAGCUCUUCAAGUCCUCCAACGCCCUCCAGACGCACGUCGGCGAGGCCCACGGCAAGCGGCCGCAGCUGCCCGUCUCCGACCGCCACGUCUACAAGUACCGCUGCAACCAGUGCAGCCUGGCCUUCAAGACCGUGGAGAAGCUGCAGCUGCACUCGCAGUACCACGUCAUCCGGGCGGCCACCAUGUGCUGCCUCUGCCAGCGCAGCUUCCGCACGCUGCAGGCCCUGAAGCGGCACCUGGAGACCAGCCACCUGGAGCUGAGCGAGGCCGACGUCCAGCAGCUGUACGGCGGCCUGCUGAUGAUGAACGGCGACCUCGCGGUCGCGGGCGACCCGUCGCUCGGCGAGGACCACGGCGGCCCCCUCGGCGAGGACGAGAGGGAAGGGGAGGAGAGCGACCCGGAGGAGAAGCAGAGCCCGACCGGCAGCGACGCGGGCUCGAUCCUGGAGGACUCCGGGCUGGAGCCCAAGCGGGCCCUGCCCUUCAGGAAGGGCCCCAACUUCACCAUGGAGAAGUUCCUGGACCCGUCCCGGCCUUUCAAGUGCACGGUGUGCAAGGAGUCGUUCACGCAGAAGAACAUCCUCCUGGUGCACUACAACUCCGUCUCGCACCUGCACAAGGUGAAGCGCGCCCUGCAGGAGUCCGCCACCGGCCACCCCGAGCCCACCAGCAGCCCCGACAACAAGCCCUUCAAGUGCAGCACCUGCAACGUGGCCUACAGCCAGAGCUCCACCUUGGAGAUCCACAUGCGCUCCGUCCUCCACCAGACCAAAGCCCGCGCGGCUAAACUCGAAGCGGCGGGGUCCUCCACCGGCUCCACCGGCGCUUUGGGCGGAGGCGGAGGGGGUUCCUCUGUGGGGACGUCGGCCUCCAGCCCCAGCCCGGCCGCCAACUCGACAACCGCCGUGAGCAGCAGCUCUUCGUCCUCUGUGCAGACCGUGCAGAGCCUUCUGGGAGGUGGCCACGCGGGCCAGUCCCACGGCAUGGACGGCCUCGGAAACUCCACGGCGGCCUGCCACCCCUCCCCGUCCGAAAACCACGACUCGAAAAAGAAGUUUGCGGACAUGCUGUCCUCGAGGUCCCAAGCGCAGCAGCUGCAGCAGCAGCAACAACAACAACAACAACAACAACAACAGCAGCAGCAGCAGCAGCAACAGCAGCAGCAACAGCAGCAGCAGCUGGCCCAGGCUCAAGCCCAUGCCCAGGCACAGCUCCAGCAGGAGCUCCAACAGCAGGCCGCCCUCAUCCAGUCCCAGCUUUUCAACCCAGCACUCCUUCAGCACUUCCCCAUGACAGCGGAGGCUCUGCUUCCCCUGCAGCAGCAGCAGCUGCUCUUCCCCUUCUACAUCCCCGGGGCGGAGUUUCAGCUGAACCCGGAGAUCAGCCUCAGCGGCUCCGCGCUCAGCAUGGCGGGCGCCUCCACCUCCUCCCUGCUGGAGGACCUGAAGAACUCUGCGCAGCAGGCCCAGCAGAGCUGCCUGCAGCAGCAGCUGCUGCACCACCACCUCCAGCAGCAGGCGCACUCCCAGGCCCAGGGCCAGAUGGCCCUGCUCCAGCAGAACGCCUCGCUCCUGCACCAGGCGGACAAAAAACCCAAGUCCGCUCCUCACGGCGAGAAAGAUCGGGAUGGACAGAGGGACAAGGAGACGAGUGAGAAGGUGGACGACCACCAACCCAAAGAUGGCGUGGACGGCGUUAAAUCUAAGGAGAAGAAAGAUCAGCCACAGACCUCAGCGGCCGUCAACCACGACCCCGGCUUUCCGCCACCCAGGAUCACUUCCGAUGCGCGAGGAAAUGCCACCAAAGCCCUUUUGGAGAACUUUGGGUUUGAGCUGGUCAUCCAGUACAACGAGAACAAGCAGAAGGUGCAGAAGAAGUUGGCCGGGAUGGGUCCCGCGGGAAUCUGCAGGGUGGUGGAUCCCAUCGAGGGGCUGGAGAAGCUGGAGUGCGAGGCGUGUGGAAAGCUCUUCUCCAACAUCCUGAUCCUGAAGAGUCAUCAGGAGCACAUACACCAGGCCUUCUUCCCGUUUCCCUCCUUGGAGAGAUUCGCCAAGGAGUACAGGGAGCAGUACGACAAGCAGUACCCCCUAAGGCCCCAGACCCCUGAGACUGCAGCACCUCCCCCUCCCCCACCUCCUCCUCCUCCUCCACCUCCACCCCAACCCCAACCGCAGCGAACCCCCACACCAAACAUCCCCGUCUCUGCACCGUCGCUGACGCCGCCGGCCGUUCCUCCCCCACAGCCCUCGGUUCCCAUGGCUCAAAUCCCCAUGCCGAUGGACUUGCCUCUCUUCUCCCCUCUUAUGAUGCAGUCCAUGUCCCUGCAGUCCUUGCCCUCUCAGAUGUCCGCCCAGCUGCCCUCUGUGGAGUCCGGUCUGGCCAGUGACCUGGCCCAGCUCUACCAGCAGCAGCUCACCCCGGCCAUGCUGCAGCAGCAGCAGAACAAGAGGCCUCGGACCCGCAUCACCGACGACCAGCUGAGGGUCCUGCGGCAGUACUUCGACAUCAACAACUCCCCAAACGAGGACCAGAUCAAGGAGAUGGCCGACAAGUCCGGCCUGCCCCAGAAGGUGAUCAAGCACUGGUUCCGCAACACCCUUUUCAAGGAGCGCCAGCGCAACAAGGAUUCGCCGUACAACUUCAACAACCCGCCCAUCACCACCCUGGAAGAAACCAAAGUCGAUUCCAAGCCGCCUUCCCCGGAGCCCCUGAGACAGGAGUAUUAUGGAAGCAAGAGGUCCUCGAGAACAAGGUUCACGGAUUACCAGCUUAGGGUGCUGCAAGAUUUCUUUGAUGCCAAUGCCUACCCUAAAGAUGAUGAAUUCGAGCAGCUUUCAAACCUGCUGAGUCUGCCCACCCGGGUCAUCGUUGUGUGGUUCCAGAAUGCCCGGCAGAAGGCCCGUAAGAACUACGAGAACCAGGGAGAAGGAAGCAAAGAAGGCGAGCGGCGGGAGCUGUCCAAUGAUCGCUACAUCCGCACAACGAAUCUGAAUUACCAGUGCAAGAAGUGCAGCCUGGUCUUCCAGCGCAUCUUCGACCUCAUCAAGCACCAAAAGAAGCUGUGCUACAAGGACGAGGACGAGGAAGGGCAGUACGAUAGCCAAAACGAGGACUCGAUGGAUCUCUCGAAUGAAUACUACACCCCGUCCGGCUCCUCCUGCCAUACCCCUAUGCCCUCCUCCUCCAGCUUGUGCCCCCUGCCCCCGUCCACGUCGGCCUUCUCCCAGUUAGCCUCGUCCUCGGAGAGGGAGGAGGCCUCGCCCGCGAACACGUCGAACGCGCUCGGCGAGAAGCCCAAGCACUCGGCCGAGACGGCGCCCCCGAAGCCGCGGGAGAACCUGGCGUCCGUCAAGCAGGAGAGUCCGCAGCCGCAACAGCAGCCGCCGCCCCAGCUGCAAGCGGAGACGCAGCAGCCCAGGCCGCCUCCGCGUGAGGAGAAGACCCAGUCCACUCCAAAGACCCCCAAGCUUCACUCUCUGUUCCCUUCCCAGCAAAAGCAGCAGCAGUGUGGUCCCACUAUAUCCCAGGCCAGCCCGGCUCCUUCACAGAGUUCUCACAUGACGCUUAAUCCUCUCCUCACAACGCCCUCCCAACAGCAGCAGCAGCAGCAGCUUGCUCAGCAGUUGAUCCCUUACCAGUGUGACCAGUGCAAGCUGGGAUUUCCCUCCUUCGAGCACUGGCAGGAGCAUCAGCAGCUUCACUUCCUCUCUGUGCAGAACCAGUUCAUUCACCCCCAGUUCCUGGACCGCCCCAUGGACAUGCCCUUCAUGUUGUUUGACCCCAGCAAUCCCCUGCUGGCCAGUCAGCUCCUCUCCGGGGCCAUGCCGCAGAUGCCCACCAGCUCCGCCACCUCGCCCUCCACCCCCACCUCCACCAUGAACUCCCUCAAGAGGAAACUGGAGGAGAAAGCGGGCACCAGUCCCGGGGAGAACGACAGCACGCACAGCGGGGAGGAGCCCCAGCGGGACAAGCGGCUCCGGACGACCAUCACGCCGGAGCAGCUGGAGAUCCUGUACCAGAAGUACCUGCUGGACUCCAACCCCACCCGCAAGAUGCUGGACCACAUCGCCCACGAGGUGGGCCUGAAAAAGAGGGUGGUGCAGGUGUGGUUUCAGAACACCCGAGCCAGGGAAAGGAAAGGGCAGUUCCGCGCCCUCGGCCCCGCCCAGGCCCACCGCCGGUGCCCCUUCUGCCGUGCCCUGUUCAAGGCAAAGACUGCGCUGGAAGCCCACAUUCGCUCGCGCCACUGGCACGAAGCUAAGCGCGCCGGCUACAACCUGUCCCUCACCGGCAUGUCCCCCGAUCAGGAAGGGAUGCUGUUGAAGUUGGAUCCUCUGGACAUCUCCAGCUCUCCGCAGCCCCCGACCUCCAACAACGAUGGACAGUGCUCCUCUCUCUCGCCCGUGAGCAAAAACAUGGAUCUUUCUCCUCGGGGUCUGCUGAGCCCAACGUCCAUCAAGGUAGAAGGAAUGGAGGACUUUGAAAGUCCCACCAUGUCGUCCGUCAACUUGAGCUUCGAUCACAGCAAGCUCGACAAUGAUGACUGCUCCUCGGUGAACACGGCCAUCACGGACACCACCACGGGGGACGAGGCAAACGCGGACAACGACAGUGCGGAUGCAAAGCACAGUCAUAACAGCAGCGACUUUAUGUCUAAGUCCGGGGGGGCGCCCCCAUCUGCCGAGAAUGACGACCAGAUGUCUUCUGGGCUGGUGAGCCCUGCAACGAGUUACUAUGCCAGGGACUUUGAAAAUGAGACUAUAGUGGACUACAGUGAGAACUCAAGUCUGGCAGACCCCUGCUCACCAAGCCCUGGGGCUUCAGGAACCAGGAGCAUUGAUAGCGACCGGCCAGGCCAGAAGCGUUUCCGAACGCAGAUGACCAAUCUCCAGCUCAAACUGCUGAAGUCCUGUUUCAACGACUACAGGACUCCCACCAUGCUGGAGUGCGAGGUCCUCGGCAACGACAUCGGCCUCCCGAAGAGGGUGGUCCAGGUGUGGUUCCAGAACGCCCGCGCCAAGGAGAAGAAGGCCAAGCUCAGCAUGGCCAAGCAUUUCGGCAUCAACCAGACGUCCUACGAGGGGCCCAAGACGGAGUGCACCCUGUGCGGCGUCAAGUACAGCGCCAGGCUCUCGGUGCGAGACCACAUCUUCUCCCAGCAGCACAUCAACAAGGUGAAGGACACCAUCGGCAGCCAGCUGGACAAGGAGAAGGAGUACUUCGACCCGGCCACGGUCCGCCAGCUGAUGGCGCAGCAGGAGAUGGACCGCAUCAAGAAGGCCAACGAGGUCCUGGGACUGGCGCAGCAGCAGGCCAUGCAGCAGCAGGGGAUGUUCGACAGCCCCGCCCUGCAGGCCCUGAACCUCUCGUCAAGCUACAACGCUUUGCAGGGGAUCCCCCCGGUGCUUCUGCCGGGGGUUAGCAACCCCUCCUUAUCGGGAUUCACCUCAUCAAACUCAGCUUUAACGUCUCCAAAACCUCCCAACCUCCUGAGCAUGCCCGGUGCGAGUGUCCCCUCCCCCAGCCUCCCCACGUCUGGGUUACCAAACAAGCCCCCCUCCUCUUCCUCUCUGGCCUCGCCCGGCCCGGCCCAGGCCACCGCUUCCACGGCCCACUCGACCCCCAGCCAGACCCCCACCUCCUCCUCCGCCCCCACGUCCGCCGCCGCCAACUCCUCCUCGUCGGCCUCGCAUCCGGGCGCCCGGUCUGACCCCCCCAAAGAGCGAGACGCCGAGAGGGCCAGGGAGAGGGAGAAGUCCAAGGUGAAGACGGAGAAGCCCCCGACGCCGUCCUCGACGGGCGGCGCCCCAGCAGCACCCUCCACGUCCGCCGCCAGCGCCAAGAAGGAGAAGCCCGACCCGGCCGUUCCUGCCACCUCCAUGCCGACGCCGGGCAUGGAGUACGUGGUGGACCCCGCCCAGCUCCAGGCCCUGCAGGCCGCCUUGGCCUCGGACCCCACGGCCCUCCUGACCAGCCAGUUCCUGCCCUACUUCAUGCCCGGCUUCUCGCCGUACUACGCCCCGCAGAUACCCGGGGCCCUCCAGGGCGGCUACCUGCAGCCGAUGUACGGCAUGGAGAGCCUCUUCCCGUACAACCCGGCCUUGUCGCAGGCUCUGAUGGGGCUGUCCCCAGGGUCGCUGCUUCAACACUACCAGCAAUAUCAGCAGAGCCUGCAGGGGGCGCUGCAGCAGCAGCAGCGGCAGCUCCAGCAGCAGCAGCAGCAGCAGCAGCAACAGCAGCAGCAGCAGCAGCUACAGCAACCAAAAGCAAGUCAAACUCCAGCCCCGCCCAAGACCCCAGACACCCCAGACCACAAAGAACCUGCCAAAGAUCCAGUGAAAGCUGAACAGCAGAAAGGCACUCCCUCCUGUGAGAACUCUUCCUCCUUCGCUUCUUCCUCAUCUUCCUCCCACAAGAACCUACCCUUUGAGCUGCAAGAGGCAGACGGCAAAGGCGCGGAACCCCCCCUCGACCGGUACAUCGUCCCCAGGGCGCAGCACCGGCUGGCGUGCCGGAAGUGUCAGGCCCUGUUCAGCAAGGAGGAGGCGGCCAUCGGCCACCUGAAGUCCGCCUGCUUCUUCGGCCAGUCCGCGGCGAACCUGCAGGAGAUGCUGCUUCGAGUCCCCGGCGGCGGCGGCGGUGGCGCGGGCGCGGGCGAGGGCGGCCUGUACGACUGCCUGGCCUGCGACGCCACGCUGGACGGGGAGAAGGCGCUCAGUCACCACCUGGAGUCGGCCCUGCACAAACACAGAACAAUCAAGCGAUCAGCCAGAAAUGCCAAAGAGCACGCUUCUCCUAGUUUAUUACCUCACACUUCGGCCCGCUUCCCCGAUCCCAACGCCGCAUCUACCUCGCAGUCCGCCUCCCACAAUAACAGCAGCCCCCCUCCCCCGCGCGCCGCCACGCCGUCCCCUUCCGCCUCUUCGUCCUCCUGCUCAUCUUCCUCCGCGGCCACCACCCCCCCUCACAACGCAGCCGCCGCCGCCGCCGCCGCCGCAGCCGCCGGCAAACCCUGGCCCCAGGCCCACGUCUCCAGACCUUCGGCCGGGAAGCCCAACGUAGUAGUCUCCCCUUCGACUUCUCCUCAUUCUUUUCCUCCGGCGUCCUCACCUUCAACGGUUACCUCAAGUUCGUUGAGCACCUCAGGGGUUCAGACCUCGAUACCAACAGACGUCUUUACCGACGAGUCUGAGUCUGGCGGCGGUCCGAGGUCGGCAGACAGGCUGGGCGGGCCGGCGGAGGGGCCGCCGCAGCCCAGCUGUCUCAAAGACAGCAGUAGUUGUAGUAGUACUCUUGCUAGCUUAGGAACGGACUCCCUCCGAUUGUAAAAGAGCUUUCAAACGACGACUGGACGAUGUUUAAAAAAUGUUAAAAAAAAAGACAAAAAAAAACAAACCGACAAAAGGAAAAAAAAAAAACAAAAACAAAUAAAAAGCAGCGAUGUUUAAAAAAAAAAAAAAAAAAAUGUUUAAAAAUAUACAAACCAAUUUCAGAAGAAAAGAUGUGUAAAGAUUAACUGCAAUUCCAAAGCUUGUAACCAAAAAUUAAAUGUUAAUGGAUUGUUUUCCCAUAUCAACAUGCUGGUUUACGUUGAUUACGUCGAACUAAAAUAUAUAUUUAAAUAUAUAUAGCUAAAAUAAAGUGACUGCAGUUAAGUUUUGGAUAUCGAUAGCAGAAUGCUGUACAGCAAUGGACUGCCUCAAACGUCAUUAAAACAGCCCCUGACCCCCGCAAGUAAUGAAUUAACAAGUUGUCCCUUGUUUGUUUAAUUAUUCCCGCUUAAUAGCACAGUAACAAAAGCCAGUAUGUACUGUAUGGGAGAAUAGUCUUACAUUUACCGUUUUCUUGCUAUCUAAGCAUUCAGAUACCAAUGGCUUGCUAAAAUAAGAAAAAUAAUGUAAUGUCUAUUUUAUUCUCAGGUCAACAGCUCCACAACCUUUUGUUCUGUUACAGAAAUUCAUUGUUUUUUUUUUUGUUUUUUGUUUUUUUGUUUUGUUUUGUUUUGUUCCUAACAGAAGUAGGAAUCCUUUUUCUUUUUUCGGCUAUUGAUUUAACUGACAGAAAGUAUUAAGAGAGAAAAUCUCAUGAAGGUGUAGCUUUCUGGGGGAUUCAAAAAGGGUAGCUGAUCUGCUGAUUUUAAACAUAAAUCAUUUUAAAAAAGGGGAGGACAACCCCUCUCACUUCACCCAGGCACGGAGAGUAUUGCAGACUUGUUGGUGGGGAGAAGAAAAAAAAAAGAUUUUUUAAAGUAAGAGAAAAAAAAACAACUUUCUGUAUUUAUGAUAGAUAUGAACAUUUUUGGUGUUAAGUAGAUUGUUGCAUUGGAAAUGAAUUUAAACAGUAUGGUAGACUGAAAAAAAUAUUUGUGUAUAUUUAGCUUUUGUAUCGUCCAACUUAAAAGGCGGUUCAUUUGAUGUUGUCUUGGUCAUUCCGAUAGACUAGAUUAAGGAACAGUAACAGACCUACUCUUUAUUUUUGUUUUCUUCUUCUUCUUCACUGUUUGGCUGUCCUUUGCCAAGCUGCCAUUCUCAGACUUGGCGGGAUCGUUCCUUUCGUUCUUCUAUCGUUUUCUUUUCUUUCCUCCCCCUCCCCCCUUUAUUUUCUUGGUCGAUACAAUAGUGACAAAAAAGGAAAAAAAUAAUAAUAAUUCUGGGGUGAAAUGUCCGAAGAAAUUUUUAAUUAUGUUUGUGUUACCUUUGUGCACUUAACCACUGUCUGACUGUUUCUCUGUUUUUCUCUCUCUUUCCCUCUUUCCCUUGGUUUCUCUCUCUCUCUCUCUCUCUCCCUGCAUUUGUAGAGUUGGAGGUAGAUUUCUACCCUUGCACUACAAAGCAGAUAACUUUGUUUCUUGUGUAAUGUGGCUGCAGCCUUUCCAGGUUUAUUUUUUCAUAAGAACUUUUCCAUGUUGUCAUAGAUGAAAAUGAAAAAUAAUAAUAAUAAUAUUGAUGAUAAUAAUAAGUCUCACGCUUUAAAACAAAAAGAGUAUCCAAAGACAAAACACUUUCACCAUUGGUGCAUAAAGAUGAGCAAAAGAGGCUUCUUUAUACUUGAUAAUUUGUUGUUUUUAAAGAAAAGGAAAAACAAAGUUUUAAAAUAAAGGAGUUUCGUGUCAGAGUUGCCCUUUUUUGCUUCAUUGCGAGCAGACCGAUGGCUUUAAACGUAAAACAACAAGAAUACCAAAAACCAAAAAAAGGCCCCAGUCUUUGCGUUGUGGAGUAGCACCGCGAGAGAGCCAUUGCUGUUUGUACGAUAAAGGUUAAAAAGCUCUUUGUCUGACUUUUCCGUGUCUCAGACACACACACACACAAACACACACGUUUUUUAAAGCAAAUGUAUAAGGUCUGGUCUUCGAGGACAUCAGUUUUGCUGCUAAUGUAGUUUUUGAAGAAAAAAAAAAAGAAUACCUAGAUUGCAUGCUCAUUUUGCUUUAUUGGCAAAGCUUUAAAACGAUGACAAACAAUAAAACAUUCAUCACACCUCUGUAUUGUUUUCUGUUCUUGUUACAAAAACGGAACUUUGAAGACUGUGAACACGCGUUCCAAAGGACAGUGGCUUACGUUUAGGUUUUUUUUUUUUGUUUUUGUUUUUUUCGAGCAGACCAAUAUGAAAGCCAAUGAUCUAUAUUGUACAGAACAGUGCAUUCCAAAUACAACAUCCGUUUUUUUUUUUGUUUGUUUGUCUGUCUGUUUGUUUGCGUUUAAGCAAGGACUGAUUCUUUAGUUUUUUUUUUAUAUAAGUAUUCCUUCUGUUAUUUAAAAGGUGACUGUAAGCUGUUGUGCAAACGUAGAGUCCCCGACUGCAGCCGUUGCAACUCCCAGUUCACGUAAGUCUGGUAUGGGGAGUUUAGAGUGAGUGUUUCUCACUCCAAAGGAAUAUUACAAAGUAAUAGCGGUCACCAGAAUAAUAUGUACAUAAACACACGUCAGAUUCUCGCAUCUGUCUCACCUGUUCAAUGUGAUCAUGCCUCUCAGCUGCCAACAAGUCAGUAGCGGAACCAUAGGUUGUUUGGAAAAGACGUCUGAAGCGGUGGCUUUCCUACCUGUGCGAAGUGUCACAGGUGUCUGCAGGCCAGCCGUUCAGCCAUUUCCCCGCGUAAUCAGGAGAUGCCGUUUCUGAGGGAAAUGUUCAUCCCAAAGUAUUUAAAGAAAUGAACAGAGCUAAUGGUUGUUUUUUUUUUUUUUUUGGUUUGUUUUUUCUUUUUGGUUUGUUUUUUUGUUUGAUAAAGAUCUCCCUUUUGCUGUUGAAAGUUUAGGGGCACGGACCUGCCCUCACACCCAAAGAGAGGUUCUUCACGUCUGCCAAUUGCAGUCAAAAUGGUUGUACUCAAAAAAAUAUACAUCCUCUCCUCCCCAGAAAAAAUGAAUUUUUUUAUUUUUUAUUAUUAUUAUUAUUUUCUUUGCACCAAGACACAUUGAAAUGUGUGUAAUUGCUCUUUGGCCACCGGUGUAUAGCAUUUGGCCUAAAUUAAACCGUCUCCACACCUCAGAAGUGUGUUAAGUGUUGCAUCUUGAGGGGGAAAAAAAUGUGAUUUUGUGUCAAUACUUGCGCACUCAGUCGAUUUUGGGUUGAUUUGAUCUGCAAGCUCGCUCCUCCAAACUCCUGUUCUCGGAAAAAAAUUGUUCACAUGAUUAUUUUUAAGAAUCCUAAUGUUGUACAGGUUAUUCUUGAAUUAAUGCUUUUUUGCAUUUUUGUUUUUAAAUAAUGUCAUAGACAUUAUUUUUUCAUAUAACUAUUUGUAUGCUGUUUAGGUUUCUGUGUAUUAUUUUUUCCUCAUGUAAAUUAACAUAUAACGCUAGCUUUAAAUCUGAAUUGCUGAAGUUUCUUCUUUUUUUUAACAUUACUCUGACCUGGCCUCUCUAUAAUGUGAUAAUGAUCCAUUAUUUGUUUGCAUUUUUAUCUGAUUUUUAAAAACUCUAGUUUCCAAAGGUUAUUCUGUUCUAGGCUCUUUUUCCGCAUUUGCAGCUUGCAUGGGCUGUGUAUAAGGGUGUGUGUUUCUGUGUGUGUGUGUGUGUGUGUGUCUGUUUGGUUGUGUGUGUUUGCGUGUUCUGGGAGCCAGCAUCGAUUUUUUUAUUUAAUAUUUUUCAUUUUUACACACCAAAAGAACUGAACUGAACUGAAAAGUUUAAUUUAAACUAAAUACGUGAACAUCAUAAAGGGAUUUCAAAGGAAACAAUGAUCAUAAUGUGGAGGAUAAUAGUAAAGCACUGAGCAAUUAAAAAAAAAAUUGAAUUAAUGAAUGUGGCCAAAGCUUUAUACAGCUGCAAAUUGACAGGAGAAUUUCAGUAGUGGUGCCCCUCAUAAGGGCAUGUUUUAUCAUGGCACAACACACAGGACAGCUGAAAUAGUUCUGAAAGAAGCAUCCAUUCAAACUUGAUUUUCAUUGACUGAUAAAGAGAGAAAAGGAGAUUGGUAUUGCUGUAGUAUUAUUGCAAAGGUCAUCUCCCCCCCACUGUGAAAAUAAACAUGUAUACAGAUAUAAAUAUAUUUAAAACAUCAGUUUCUUUAAGGAAGGAAAAAAUACUCUGGGAGCUUUAUGUUUCAUUGGGGUUUUUUUUUUUUUUUUUUUUUUUUGGAGAGUUCACACUGACGUGAAGGAGCGGCCAUUUUGUUUGGUGGUGGGCAGUCCAUACACAGCUGGUCGUGGCAGCCUGAGGUACAUGGUGGCUAGGAUAGCAAGUCGAUUAUUCACUGCAGGCAGUUCUGGGAAGGGGAUGGACUUCUGAACCAAUGGUGGACAUGAAACGGCGAGGGGAAUCUUGAAAAGCCAAACUCCAGUAGCUGGAACCACUAUUUUCCCGCCCUUUUCCCCUCUCUCUCUCUCGCUCUCUCUCUUUCUCUCUCUCUGUCCAGGGCCACUCUCCAGCUUUAAUGUUCUCCGCGCUGGGGCGGAGGAGGGCAGGCCAGGGCACAUGUAUUUGCCUCCAUUUUCACCGUCCGUGUUGUUGUUGACGGCUACCUGUCACUCAUUUCUCCUGUUUAAUUUCUCUGACUGACUCUCAGUGCUGUCCAAUCAGACAGCAGCUUUCUCUCUCUCUCUCUCUCUCUCUCUCUAUCUGUCUGUUUCUCUCUCUCUCUCCCUCUCUCAUGGAGUCAACCAAACGAACCAUGAAAAACCCUUUUCUUUAUGAAAGGGCGUGUGUUUUCUAAGCUGUAAUUCUCAAAGAAGCAGUUAGAAUUUUUUUUAGAAUUUUUUUUUUUUUUUUAAAGCAAAGCAACCAAAAUUAACAACCAAACUAACAACCAAACCAUUUGCUCCAAUUUCUAAGAUGAACUGUUGUGUGGAGCCCCCCCUCCCAAAAACAAAAUCCUUUUUGUGACUCCUGGUGCCACAAUGUUUUUUUUUUCAUUUUUUAAUGCAUUAUUUUUUCUGGUUUUAAUUUUCGUUUUCUUGAAUUAUUCCUCCUCAGAGCCACACAGAAACGACUCUGAGGCUCCAGUCGGCCCACCUGAGGGUAUAAAAAAUCAGCCUUGCAAUGUACAAAAAAGAGCAAGUUAAACCAAAAAUGUUGUUCUUGAUGUCUUUUCUAUACUGUAGUCUUGUUAGCUUUUUUUUGUUACUGUAAUUAUAUGAUGAAGAUUUCCAAACUGUACCAAAUUACAAUGGAGACUAACGUACAAAAACCACAUGGAAUUUCACUUUUAAAGAGAAACUUUUGUCACAAAAAAACUUGUUGUCCUAGUUAAGUUGAUUGUAGAUGGUAAUUGAAUAUACUCCUUUGAAAAUAUUUCAUCAAGUAUGUUUCUUGCUCAUUGUGAUACAUUAAAAAAGUAUGAGCAAAAAUG
Anguilla rostrata (American eel) is the source of this 18055-nucleotide messenger RNA. RefSeq names its product zinc finger homeobox protein 3-like. The record is from RefSeq and is a predicted model, not a curated record. Gene Ontology annotation, molecular function: RNA polymerase II cis-regulatory region sequence-specific DNA binding; DNA-binding transcription factor activity, RNA polymerase II-specific; zinc ion binding. Gene Ontology annotation, cellular component: nucleus. Gene Ontology annotation, biological process: regulation of neuron differentiation; regulation of transcription by RNA polymerase II. Lineage: Eukaryota; Metazoa; Chordata; Actinopteri; Anguilliformes; Anguillidae. The coding region runs from base 472 to 12600 and encodes 4042 amino acids. The transcript has 10 exons.